AUGAUGUCGGGAAGAGGGGCGAAAAAACGCGGGAGGCCCCCAAAAUCUGGAAAUAUUGAAAAAAAUAGAAAAUUUCAAUUUCAUCUUUUGAAAAAACCAAAAUAUUUACAAUCGCAAAAUGUUGGAUCUGGCUCCCUUGCUAGUACACCAUCAGCAUCCAGAGCGUCGUCUCCCCAAGGAAGCGAUAUAAGUAGACGUAGUACUAGGAAACAAAGAGGUGGAAAAACUCAUAAAAGUAAAAGAGGUGGUUUAUCCAAUGCUUAUUCCCGAAGAGGAUAUAAUCCACAAGCGGCUGAUUUUCAUGAAUCGGAAUAUCACUAUGGAUCCGAUUUUGGGGAUGAUUUUAGUGAUAGAUCCGAUCCAGAAGAAGAUCGAGGCAGUGAUAGCUCCGAAGGCAGUAUAGCAGGUGAUGGAGCCGCUAGUGAUAGUGACUUUUCUAUUACUAGUUGUAGUUCUACCGGUGGUACUCCUCGAAAAAUUAAUAGUAACCUAAUUCGUCCUCCUAGUCCUGACCCCUUAUGGCUGCAGCAAGAACGAAAAAUUCCACCUUUGGAACUGCCUGCUUCAUCUGAAGAUUUAAUAAUCCCUCACAAGUUAGUUUUACAAAUAGUGGGUAUAUAUGAAGUGUUAAGGCACUUCAGGCAUCUUGUACGAUUAUCUCCAUUUCGCUUGGAAGACUUGUGUGCAGCUGUUAGUUGUGAAGAUCAAAGCAGUCUCUUAAUAGAAAUUCAUAUUAUGUUGCUUAAAGCUUUAUUAAGGGAGGAAGAUGCACAACAAACCCAUUUUGGUCCCUUAGAUCAUAAAGACAGUGUAAACAUUACUUUGUUUUUAUUGGAUGUGAUGACUUGGCCAGAAGUUUUAAGGGUUUAUGUUGAAAGUGACAAAUCAUUUGACCAAAAUGUAGCCAAAAUUUUGAACUCCUGUGAAUACCCUUUUACAUCAGUGGAAGACCGUGUGGCUGUAUUACAGUUUCUGUGUAAUCAAUUUUUAAUUACAAAUCCAGUACGUGAUGAUCUUAUUAGUGAAGUUCCUAUUCAUUAUGAUGACCAUUGCCGAGUUUGUCAUCGGCUUGGAGAUCUGUUAUGCUGUGAAACUUGCCCUGCAGUAUUUCAUCUGGAGUGUGUCGAUCCUCCUCUUGUUGAUGUACCUUCUGAAGACUGGCAAUGUGCUUUAUGCAAACAACACAAAACAAUUGGUGUAACAGAUUGUCUGCCUGAUGCGGAGAAACAAGGACUAUUAUGUAGACAUGAACAUUUGGGCUUUGACAGACAUGGUAGAAAGUAUUGGUUCAUUGCAAGACGCAUUUUCAUUGAAGCAGAAAAUGGUGAAGUAUGGUAUUACACUUCAGUUCAACAGUUUCAAGAAUUGCUAAGUAUACUGGAUGGUGAUGAAAUGGAAGCUCCACUUGUCAGAGAACUUUUAGAAAUGAAACAAGAAAUUAUUAGACAAAUGGAUAUUACAGAAAAGUUAACCAAUCAAGCAAAAGGGAAUAGAAAAUCCUAUUUGGAGGUUGAGAAUAGCAACAUAAUUAAACAAAGUAAGUUAAGAGAAGAACAAAAAGACAAUGCAGAUAAUGAUCAAUUUAAACUAGAGGAUGAUAAAAGUGAAACUGGAAUAUCUUUAGUCACUGAUGGGGAUGUUGUGAAUGAAGUGACUGUUACUAGUGAAGAUACUCCAAAAGAAGAUAAUGAUGAGUAUCAACAUAAUUUAGAUGAUGAAUCAAAGAGAUUAAAAAAUAAUCAACAUAAUAAAAUAAAGUUAACGGUACAAAGGAAAACUGAAGAAGUUACUGAAAGGGUAACACGCUUAAAAUCAAACCAAAUUUCAAAUGGCACAUAUCUCUUCAAAUUGGGUAAUGAAAAUGCAUUCAAAACCUAUGUCAAUCAAUAUACAAGCAAUCCUUUGGCGUUGAACAAACCACAAAGGAAUGAGGAAAGAGAUAAGAAAAGAUAUAUUUCACAUAAAUUUUCACUAUCAUCAGGACAAGAGUUUAAAUGGAUUGGAUUAUUAAAUGCAACAAGACCCUUAUUAGUGGCAACGUUAAGGCAAACACUGUUGCACUUUGAAUCAAAUAUAGUUUUACAAUUCAUGCAUCCAAAUUGGUCCCUUUUAAGGAAACCAUGGGUACAAGCUGUGCAGUUAUGUCAAGCACCACGAGAUUUUGCGAGGGCCCUAUGUGUUCUUCAGGCAUGUAUCAAAAGUGUAGUGUGGGUGCCUGCUUGGCAUGAGCAAUUAGGUCAUGUAAGGCUUAUAAGAACUACUGCUGCUGAGCGAGAAGAACGUAAAAAAUUAGAUAAAAGAGAGAAAAAAGAAAGAGAUGAAGAAGAGGAACGAUACAGAACAGCAUACAAUUUUGUCAAGUAUUCUUUAGGUCUUCGUCACCAGGUAUGGAAACAAAAGGGAGAAGAAUAUAGAAUUCAUGGACAGUGGGGCUGGCUGUGGAAUUCAUCUGCAAGAAAAUAUAAAAAAUAUAAUGCUAAUCCUAAAUUAAGUCUACUUAAUGGACCAGCUAAAAUAGCUGUUAGAGUUAGGGAAGGAAAUACUAUUAAAGUUUUGGCAGUUGAACCAAAAACUUAUGAAUACUUGACAUCAAAAGAUGCUGCUGAUAAUGAAGUUUUAGAAAAAUUACCAGUAUCAAUGCGCAAUAUGAAACUUGAAAAGGAAAUAGACGAUUUUGAAGAAAUAGACGUAGAAAAAUCCUUAAGCUCCUCAACUAGGAGGUAUUACCCAAAAAUCGCAAGAAAAUCUAAAUUAGAUGAUUUUCUUGCGCGUCGUACAUAUCUUAAAUUUAUGGAAGAAAAGAAAUUAGGUAAUUUGUUAGCUAAUAUAAAAAAGGAAGAAGAGGUGGAUGUUAAAAUUGAAGAUGAAAAAAACGUUGAUGUGGAAUCAGAGGAUCCAGAAAUAGAUGCAACAUCAAUUUGUGACUCUACUAUAGAAUCAAACCCCAAGAUUUCCACUUCUAUCGCUCAAAAUGUAGAAUGUCUUAGAGAUCAAUAUCAGAAGUUAAACCAAUUGACAAAACACUAUAAAUGUUAUUCGACAGGAUGUACAAAAACUGAGUUAACGGUUAUAAAUCAAAUUUCCACAGGGUUCAAAAUUAAUUGCUAUUCACCAUUAUGUAUUGAAAAAGGCAAGUUACUAAAUGAACUUUUAUUUGUAUUAAAAGAUGGGGCUAUAAGUUCGACGCAUUUACUCAAUUCAAAAGAAAAUAAUAAAAUGUCAAUUUUAGAGCAGUACCUGUUGGGAAAAAGCUCUAACUCCAAAGAAAAUAUUUUGACAGAUUUGUUAUCUGCGGUUGCAUGUGCUCAAGAGUGUGACAAUAAAAAUACAGAUUGUUUUGUCAAAAGGAAAUCAAGUAGCAGUGUUGAUGGGAUUGUUAAAGUUGAAAAGAAUGAAAAUGAUCAAUCUAUGUGCCUUAUAAAAUCAGAAAGCACUUUGGAAGAAUCCGCUGUACCGGCUGUGGGAAAUGAAAUGGACAUUGAUAUAACAAGCAAUAAUAAUGAUGAUAGUGAAGUAGAAAUUGGCCCCUUAAAAGAAUUAACAGAUGGUGAAGUCCAAGGACAACAAAAUGAAAACAAUGAUAAUGAGUGUAAUAAAUCCCGCCCGCCAAUACCUAAACUAAAAAUAACACGGGGGAGGUCCAGCAAAGUGUCUAAUGCAGGUAAUUCGGGCCCUAGCAAUAAUCAAUCAGAUUCAUCUUAUGAAUGUUCUGUUACAAUAAACAAAAAUGAAGAUAAACCGAAAUAUAGGGCGACUGUAAAUAGACGAUUUGGUCAUUCAAGAUCUAUUAAAAAAGAAGAAAAGGUUAUAAAGGAAGAAAAAGUAGAAGGUGUAACUAGAGUAUAUUCUUCAGAAAAUGCUCAGGGAAAAGUAUAUCUUAAAAGAGUGCAGACAUCGGCCAUUGAAAAGAAAAAGAAAAGAACUCCUGUGAAAUAUCCUUUAUGUUCAACAUUCCACACUAAAAGUAAAGCGAAAACCAUCAUGGUUUUACCCCAUCAUGAAUUGAGAAAACUUUGUAGACAAUCUGGUCAUAGCACUGUUUCUGGGUUCAGUCAUAAUGCGAAACCUAAUCAAGCUGUAUGGCCGUAUCCCUGUGCUAGACCUCUUUUUAAAACCUGUUGGCUAUAUCGUACUGUAAAUCUUCAAUGGUUAGCAAGUGCAGCUUUGCAGCUCCGAAUAAUGUGGGCAUGUUUGAGGUGGGAUGAUAUGGCUGCUAAGCCUGCUACAGCUGAUGGUAAACAUCAGCUGACAACAGACACUGAAAUAGUUUCUCUGGAACUGUUAAAACAUCGACACAUAGGUCAAUUUUCAGAAAGAACGCAAUACUUGCGUCGUAAAGUUGUAAUACCCCUUGAAUUACCUAAAACUGUACGUGAAGUUACUUCAAUUAGAAGUGGAUUAAGAAAACGUAAACGGGCGGAAUCUCCGCAAAACACGGAACCUCAGGUAUCAGAAGAGUGGGUGGAUGAAGAAAAAUUAGAAUUAUGGGAAGUACGUCAGUAUGGAGAACGUGCAGAGCGCGUUACUCCCGUAACACGACAAACAACUGGCAAACUUCCACAAAGGAAUGUAGUACCAACACCACCCAAUGCUGCAGAUCUUAAAGAUAAAAUGGAACAGCAACUGCGCGAACAACGAGCUGCUCAUCAACAGAAAAGAGCUUUAGAAAUGUCACAGGAUAAAAUGAAGUCGACGCCUAACCAAAAUUCUGGGAAAAGCACUUUAACUUCUUUGCUUACUACAAAUUCAACGACACCAACAGGUCAAAAAACAGUAAUCGGUACCAGAAGAAUUAUAAUGACUAAAGGUGCAGAUGGGACUACUCGCGUAAUAAGUCAAUCUGUGACUGGAUCACCAAAAUCAGUAGCAUCAGUAGAAACUACAAAAACCCAUGCAAGUCAACAAAAAGAUGGACCACAAAAGGUCCAAAUAAUACGUGCACCCGAUGGAAAAUUAACUGUUAGAGGCUUACUAGCCGGGCAACAGUUGAUACAGCUACCAGAUGGAAAACUGCACAUAGUUAUGGCUGGACAACAAGGUGUUUCUGGACAAUUGGUGUCAGCUUCUUUAACCCCAAAAGUCACGGAAUCAGAUACACCUAAAGACAAUCCUGAGAAAAAGAUUGCUGUGAAAGUUAGUACGGAAGAAGCGAAAAGGACCGCAACGCCGACCUCGGUGCCUCGUAUUUUACGGCAGUCGGCGCAGCAGAGUGCGGUGCAUGGCAACCGGCAGCUCGUAGUGCAGCCGGCGCAGCAGGUCGUGGUGCAAUCGCCGCAGCAAGUUGUGGUUCAGCCGUCGCAACAGGUGGUGGUGCAGUCGUCGCAGCAGAUGGUGGUGCAAUCGUCGCAGCAGGUGGUGGUGCAGGCGGGCGCGCGCGCCGCCCCGCAGCCCGUGCAGUCGCGUGCGCCCGUGCACACGCUGCUGCUGCAGGGCCAGAUGCUGCAGCGCCCCCCGCGCCCGCAGCCGACCCCGCCCCCGCCCCGCGCGCGCCCCGCCACACAGCAAAUCGUCGUCAACAACCCGGUGCUCGUGCAGCAGAUAGCCGCUGGCAAAAUACAACUGGCCACCGUUAACGGUCAACAGGUGCUGAUAAGACCCACUGGGAACAACCAGGCGCAGAUCGUGGCGCACAUUGGGCAGAGCCCGGGAGUGACGGCGGGUGUCGCAGCGGCCGCGGUGGCCACGGCCGCGCCGCCGCCCGCUCCGGCCGCGCCGCCCGCGCCGCGCCCCGCCCUGGCCGUGCCGGCUCCCUCCCCGCAGCUCCAGCAAAUGACCGAAGACCAAAUUAUGGAAAAGGAGCUUUUAGCUGGCCAGCCUCCAGGAACAGUCAUCAAAACAGUGACGGCACAGGUGAUGCAAACAAGUAGCGGCCCAAGCAUUGUGCUUCAAGGUUUACACGGAUACUCAAUGUCGCCUCAGCAGUUGGCCCUUGUACAACAUCAAGUUAAACAACAACUACUAAAAGCUCAAGAAUCAACUGGAAAACAAGGUAUGCUGGGACCUAGAAAAAUGUAUCUAGCGGUGCACCCACCGCCAAACACGACAACGCUAACCAAUAUUACGGCACCACCUACAUUACAGCCAAUCCAACCAAUCCAGUCAAUCCAGCCACUUCAGCCUCUUCAACCACUUUCUUUGCCCACACACCAGGAAGGUAAUGAGGAGGGUCAAACAAAACGUCAAACUCUAGUAAAUGGGGAAGAUAAUGUUGCUGAAGCAGCUAGCCACAAGGAGGCCAUUCCUUCUAAACCUGAAGAUAUACACGAAAAUAAUACUAAAACUGAUAUAGUUAAUUCUGCUCAUGAAGGCUUGCAAGGCAAUAAAUUCGUUUUAACUCCAGACUAUAUACAGCAGACGAUAAAAAGUGCACUGAAGCAGGAAAACCUGAACCCGGAGAUUGAGGAGAAACUGCUCCAGCUGCAGCGGUACCAGGAGAAGCAAAUGAAACCGGAAGUGCAGCCAGAGCGCGAGGUACGCGCGGUGGUGGCGGCCGCGCACUCGCCCUCGCCCCCGCGGCGCCGCGCCACCUCGCGCCACGACGACGACGACGAGUGGCUGGAGAGCAGCAGCAGCCCCCGCAAGCGCGCCCGCCCACCGCGCGCGCUCUCCCCCUCCCCCUGCCCCUCCGCGUCCGCGUCGCCGUGCCCCGCGCCGCGGGCCGCCCCGCUCGCCGCCGCCGCCGCCCCCGCCCCGGCCGCCGCCCCCGCCACCGACGCCCCCACCGCCGCCGCCACCGCCGCCGCCGUCACCCCCGCCGCCACGCUCGAGGACCGUCGGCGCGCCGCCUCCAACCACUCGCGGCUGCAAAUGCUUCUUUUCAAGCACAAGGAGAUGCUGAAAAAGGACAUCAUCAAAAAACGUGGACUGCUGGAGAAGGAGCUCGGGGUUGAAAUACAGAAGGAGUUGUCGGCGGAGCUGGCGCUGCGGACGCGCGCGGAGCGCAGCAAGCAGGAGGAGGUGCGCGGCGGCAAGCGGCGCACCGCCUCGCACUCUGCGCGGGACGCACGUGACGCACGCGACGCACGUGACGCACGAGACGCGCGUGACAUACGUGACGCACGCGACGCACGUGACGCACGAGACACGCCGCACCGCAACAACAAGAAGCCCACCAAAAAAGAGAAGCUGCUCUGCAUCUGUCGCACGCCCUACGAUAACACCAAAUUUUAUGUGGGCUGCGAACAUUGUAGCAACUGGUUCCACGGUGAUUGUGUUGGAGUGACUGAGGAAAUGAGCAAGUCAAUAGAGGAGUACAUUUGCCAGGAUUGCCGACGUGCCGCAGAAACUCAGGAACUCUAUUGUCUGUGCCGGCAACCAUACGACAACUCUCAGUUCUACAUAUGUUGUGAUAGAUGCCAAGAUUGGUUCCAUGGUCGAUGUGUUGGUAUCCUGCAGUCAGAAGCAGAUAAUAUUGAUGAAUAUGUUUGUCCCAAUUGUCAGAAAAACAAUUCUGUAAAUUACGCAAAUAUGAAAGAACUCACUGCAAAAGACUUUGAAAACUUAAAGAGGCUUGUUAAACAAAUACAAUUACAUAAAAAUGCUUGGCCAUUUAUGGAGCCGGUAGACCCAAGAGAAGCACCAACAUAUUACAAAGUAAUAAAGGAGCCAAUGGAUCUGCAAACAGUGGAGAGAAAAGUGAAUGAACAAACUUAUAGUACGUUAAGUGAAUUUAUUGGUGACAUGACUAAAAUCUUUGAUAACUGUCGGUAUUUUAAUCCAAAGGACUCCGAAUUUUACCGAUGUGCGGAAAGUUUAGAAGCGUAUUUUGCACAAAAAAUUAAAUAUUUUCGGGAAAAACUUUUUGAAACGACGCAAUGA
Molecule: messenger RNA, 7818 nt
Organism: Parnassius mnemosyne (clouded apollo)
Lineage: Eukaryota; Metazoa; Arthropoda; Insecta; Lepidoptera; Papilionidae
Source: the annotation of a GenBank genome assembly